AUGAAAUACUUGUCAAUAUUAAUCGCAGGGAUUCAAUUAUGCCUUGCUUUGCCUCAAAAUGAAUACCACAGUUUUUUGGAAAGAAAUGAAAUGGAUUUAGCCCCCCGCCAACAAAUACCUUCUGCUUAUGGUGAACUGUUAAUUUCAAUUCCUACAGAGAGUGCUGCUCUUACUUCUGAUAAUUCUUUUUCUUUUAGUAUUGGUGCUACUAUUGCUCCAACAUUGGCCAUUGAUCCCACACUCUCACUUAAUAUUGAAUCUGGCUACCCCUCUGGCGCUAUCAAUACAAACCUUCCCCAAAUUACUGCUGGUAUUGAUGCUUCUCAACUUCUUCAGCUUUCCAAUGAAGUUGGUAUUUCCACAAGCUUAAGCCUUGACUUACCCAUUUCUUUACAGUUGUCGGCUGGUCUGAGCCUUUCAAAAGAACUUGAACUCUCUGCUUCUCUUGCCUUGGAACAUUCAGAGGCUCUUUUAUACUCACAAGAAUUGGAAUUUUCUGCUUCUCUAGAAUUAUCAAAAAGUCUGGGAGUUUCUGCUGGUCUUGGCUUUGAUUUUUCAACUAGUCUAGAACAUUCGGCUGAUUUCAGUUUUUCAGCUGCACUUGAGCACUCAGCGGGUUUGGAUUUUUCAGUAGGACUAGAACACUCAGCUGGCCUGGAUUUUUCAGCAGUAUUAGGGCAAUCAGCGGAUCUUGGUGUUUCCGUUGAUGUAGAUCAUUCUUUAGAUCUGGGGUAUUCUUCCGGCUUAGAUCACUCACAACGUUUACAAUUCUCCGCAGGCUUAGAAUUUUCCAAAGAGCUUGAACUUUCAGCACAAUAUUCUCUGGGUCUAGAGUUCUCAAAAGAACUUGAACUUUCAGCCCAAUACUCUCAAGGAUUGGAACUUUCACUUGAUUUAGAGCUCUCAAAAGAAAUCGAAUUUUCUGCCGGGGUUGAUUAUUCAAAAGAUCUUGAACUUUCUCUUCUUUUAUCUCUUGAAUUUUCUGCAGGGUUCGAAUUUUCUGAUGGUGCUGACUUUUCCGCCUGGUAUUCUUCUGAACUAGGCCAUAUUUCUCACUCAGAUGACUAUUCAUUCUAUCAAAGUAAAACUGAUGAUUCUCAAAUAUCUUCUACUGUAUCUUCUACGGCAACUGGUAAUACAAUUAUAAUCACAUCCCGGUCUGGUAGUGUGGUUGCAUCUACCUCAACCGUCAUCUCACCAGGGCCGGUAACUUCCUCAUCUGUCAUUUCAGUAAUAUCUACUUUUAUUUCUUCUGGAACUGCGUUGACCAUAAGUUCUAAUUUAGAAGGCCCCUCGUCCACAAGCACUUCUAUUGCUCUAACAUCUAUAUCUGGAAAAUCUUCCAUAGGUGAUUUUGUCAGUGCUUCUUCUACGAGUACUUCUUCUACAAGUAUUUCUUCCAAAGAUAUUUCUUCUCUAGGAAUUUCUUCUCAAGGAAUUUUUUCUCAGGGAAUUUCUUCUCAAGGAAUUUCUUCUCGAGGAAUUUCUUUUUCAGGAACUUCUUCCACAGAAACCUUUUCUACCGGCACUUCUGUUACCCUGAUAUCUAUAUCUGGGUCUUCUCCCACUGGAAGUGCUACUACUAGUACUUCUGCUAGUGGAACUUUCUCAUCUAUAACAUCUGCCACAAACACUUCUGCUAGUGGAUCUUCUACAACCGGAACAUCUUCAUCAAUUUCUGCCACAGUUGCUUUUACCACCAGCACUUCUGGCAUAGGUACUUUUUAUACAGAAACUUCAACAUUUGGUACUUCUUCCAUAGGAAGUGCUGCUGGUGUCACUUCACUCAUAGGCAAUUCUGUUAGCGGAACAUCUACAAUCACAACAUCUGCAGCAAUUACUUCCUCUAAUCAAUCUUUUACAGGAACUAUUACUACAGGAACUUUUUCAUCAGUUUCAGUAACAGUUACUUCUGAAUCAUCUACCGGAACUUUCCCCCCUAGUACUUAUUUUACCAAAAGUGCAGUCACAGACACUUCAUCUAAAGGUACUUCUGUCACAAGCACUUUAAUCACAGGUAGUUCUGUAAGUGGAACAUCCCAAAUAAUAACUUCUGCGACAGAAACUUCUUCCAGUCGGUCUUUCACUGGAACCUCUUUCACGGGAACAUCUUCAUCUAUUUCAGCCACAAGUACUUUUAAAUCUUCUUUUACAGGAUUUUCUAUUACAGAUUCUUCUGCCAUUGGUACCUAUUCUACAGGCACGUCUUCUUCAGAUACUCAUUCCACUGGGACUGCUUUAGCAGGAAUUGCUGUUACAAGCACUUCUGCCUCAAGCACUUUUGUUUCAGAAACUUCAAUUGAUGGAACAUCUAAUGCUGGUGCAUCUUCGAGCAGAACUUCUUCUACAGGAAUAUUUUCUGUAAGAGAUUCUGCUACUGCCAUUUCUUUUAUGGGAUCAUCUAUUUCCAGCGUUUCUUCUACUGUGAUUUCGGCAACAGGAACAUCCUCAAAUAAAACUUCUUUCUCAGAGUCUAUUACCAAAAAUACAUUUAGCUCAGGAAUAUCAAUUUCAAAAACUUCUACCCGUGAAAUUUCUAUUUUGAUAUAUUCUACAGGUACAUCUAUUGCCAACAGUUUUAGCACUUCUUUUUCCAAGACUGGCGUUGUUAAAAAUACGUCGACAGUUAGCACAAUCAUUCCCAAUAGCUCAAACAAUAAAUUCUCAUCUAUUCCAACAUCUACCAGUCAAUCUAUUUCUGAAAGCUUGAUUGCAAGUAAUUCAAAUUCUGAUUUGUCAAAAACUUUUGGUUCCGUUGUAGCAAGUGGUUCAACAUCUAGUAAUUCAGGAAGCUUUGGUUCUACUGAAUCUACCAGCAAUUCAUCAGCACAAGUUGUUGCAUCUACAAACAGCUUAACUUAUGUUUCUUCAACUCAAUCUACUAUUUCUUCUCAAUUUACUAAAUCAAAUUCAAAAACUACUAAUUAUUCUGCAAUUCCUUCCAAUGCUUCAGCUACUAAUGAAAUUAUUAUUGGGUCUUCAUAUUCUGGCUUUCCAACUUCUGUAUUUUUGAGUAUCAGUUCAACUACUGGUAACUCCACAGCAAAGGAUUCCAGUAAAAUAUCUCCCUCGUAUUCAAAUGGGUCCACAGUUACUUCUAUAAGUGUGUCUUCAUUAUAUCACCACUCUUCUAACCCAACUUCCAAAUCUAUUGAUCCAACGGUUACUAUCUCAACAACAGGCACUUUGAUUUUUCCUACCCCUAUUGCUACUCAAACAUUAACGUCAAGUACUAGUUACGAUUGUAUCACAACAACAGAAAUUGAAACGUCAACAAUAACUUCUACAAUUAAUGGACAUUUAUUGACUUUUACAAGUGUUUAUACUAAUGUUGAAACAAUUACACUUUCUUCACCUGCUACCAAAACGAUUACUGAUACCGGAGUUGUUACUUUUACAGUCUCAUUAAAUGGCGAAGCUAUCGUUAGUGUCGAAACAUACGAACCAACAUUGACAAUUGUACAACAUUCAACUGAAACCAAUAUAAAUCAUGUAUCCAUCACUUCAACUAAAUCAAGCAGUCAUGCUAGUGCUUUCAUUGUCGAUUCAUUUAUAUAUAUAAUCGACACCAUCACGGAAACUAGAACUAGUACAUUUCCUACUGUUUCAGAAACUCAAACAAUCACUAAUGAAAAGCCUUAUGCUACUACUUUCACAAUCACUCAUACAUCAGUAGGUUCUGGAAAUUCUUUUGAAUUUUCUGCAUUCUUAGAAUCUUCUGGGAUUUCAACUAAGCUAUGUGACAAAUGUGUCACAAAAGUUAUAACAACUUCAACACUUGCCCCUGUAACAAAAACAAUUAACGGUUUAAUUGUCACUAUAACUGAGCCAUGUGAAACUACUUUGACUGUUGCUGAAUCACCUUUCUCUUACAAAAAUGGUGUUUCAACACUUACCCUUACAUCUAAUACUCAUACGGGGAUUAAAUCAGACCUAAAAACUAUUUCAAGUUCGCCUUCUAAAGUUGAUACUACUGCCAUUUUAACAGAAUUAUGUGAUAAAUGCAUUACAAAACUCUUCACGACUUCGACUGUUAAAGCGAUUACAAAAAAUUUGAGUGGUACUAUUGUUACAGUUACAGAGCCAUGCCAAACCACUUUUACAAUUGUUGAAUCUCCGUUUUUAUCAAGUAAAAGCACUUCUACAAUUACAAUAGGGUCAACAGCCAGUAACAGUUUUAAUACAACUACUACAGCUACUUUGAAAACGGUUCUCAGCACUGGCUCUGGCUCUGGCUCUGGCUCUGGCUCUGGCUCUGGCUCAGGCUCAUCAAAUCCUACAAUAAUAACAGCAAUUGCUGAUACAUCUAUUAUACAAACCACUACCACAACUUUUAGUAAUGCUGUUGCAAAACAGUCCAGUCCAGCUGUGAAAAUCGGUAAAUCCGUGAUUUAUAACAUAACUGAGAUAUCUGGCAUAGCUACUUCAGCUAUUCCGGCAUUUCCAAGUGUUUUAGGAAAUCCCAGUCACAGCAUUGAAUCAAGCAAUCUAGCUAGUCCAACAGCGCCGAUUUUGGGAUAUUCUAAAUUGCAUGCCACUCCUUCUACACUGGGAAGUUUAAGCUACUUCCUGGGGUCCUCUACUGCUACUGCUACUGCUACUGCUAAUACUAAUACUAAUACUAAUACUAUUCCAGUGAUUCCAGCUACGUCAUCAAGCCACUCCAGCCCCACAUCUGCAGAAGUUCCUACGGCAAAGCCUAAUCCAGACAAUUCACAUGGCUCUUCAUUGCUAUCAUUGUCCACAGCGGUUAUACCUCAAGUCUCUGCCGGAAAUGUUCCAUCUGGAAUUACUCAAGUGAAUUCUGGUGUAAUGAUUUCUGUGGGUGAUAUUCUGGUCCCUACAAUUGUUUCCUGCCUGUUAACUUUCUUCUUACUCUAA
Magnusiomyces paraingens is the source of this 4881-nucleotide messenger RNA. RefSeq lists its product as uncharacterized. The coding region runs from base 1 to 4881 and encodes 1626 amino acids. The record is from RefSeq and is a predicted model, not a curated record. The transcript has a single exon. Lineage: Eukaryota; Fungi; Ascomycota; Dipodascomycetes; Dipodascales; Dipodascaceae.